AUGGAGGAUCCACCUGAGCCACAGCUUUUAAAGGAGGCUGACAACCUUAAAAGAAGACUUGAAGAGGAGACAAACAGACUAAAUGAUGGAGAAAUUACAUUUAUGAGUGAACACUUUGAUUCUAUUCCGACCGUUAAUAUUAAAGUUCGGCGUGUUUUGAAAGGCCACCAAGGAAAAGUACUAAGUCUUGCUUGGUCUUUGGACAAACGCCACGUUGUUAGUUCAUCUCAGGAUGGUAAACUUUUUGUCUGGGAUGCUUUAACAUCGUCAAAGGAAUUUUGCAUUUCAAUGCCUACAACCUGGGUCAUGGCAUGCACUUUCAGUCCUUCAAAUAGUUUUGUAGCCUGUGGAGGCCUGGAUAACAAAUGCACAAUAUAUCCAUUAUUGUCGGAAGAAGACCUCACCCUUCGAAAGAGACUCGUUGCUACGCACAGCUCUUACCUUUCUUGCUGUUUGUUUAAUUUAUCCGAUCAUCAAUUGUUAACUGGAAGUGGCGAUAGUUCCUGCAUUUUGUGGGAUGUCGAAUCGGCACAAAUGAUUCAGAGUUUCCAUGGUCACUCUGGUGAUGUUAUGUGCAUAGAUGGGUCACCCUCAGAGUGUGGACGAGUCUUUGUUUCAGGAAGUUGUGAUCGUUGCGCCAACGUUUGGGACAUGCGCAGCGGUCAGUGUGUUCAAGUGUUUCAAGGCCAUGAAUCGGAUAUUAACUCUGUUAGAUUUUUUCCCAGUGGCGAUGCAUUCGCAACUGCUUCUGAUGAUGCAACCAUCCGGUUAUUUGAUCUUCGAACUGAUCGUGAACUCUGUGUCUACAAGAAGGACAGUGUCAUUUUCGGAUGCAAUGCUGUUGACUUCUCCUUGAGCGGUCGACUGCUAUUUGGAGGCUACAACGAUCAUUCCCUCAACAUUUGGGAUACUUUAAAAGGAAAAAGAGUGUCCAUCCUCUACGGUCACGAAAACCGUGUUUCAUCGCUUCAUACCAGUCCUGAUGGUAACGCCAUCUGCACUGGAAGCUGGGACAGCACAUUGCGCAUCUGGGCGUAG
This is a messenger RNA of Hydatigera taeniaeformis, 1038 nucleotides long. The record is from the annotation of a GenBank genome assembly. NCBI's taxonomy places the organism in Eukaryota, Metazoa, Platyhelminthes, Cestoda, Cyclophyllidea, Taeniidae.